CAGCUCUGCCCCGGCUGCCGCGGUCCCGGGUUCGAGCUCCCGCGGGACCAGAUGAUGUUCGCCCGCCCCUCGAACUUCACUGAACACCUCGACUUCCAGAAAGUCCUCCAGGCGCGUCCUCUUCCACUUUACUAGUCGAGGGGCGAGAGCAAGCAGUUGGCUCUUCCUUCAAACUCCCGGGGCCCAGAAGGCCCAAAGGUGGGGCGAAGUCGGGACCCAAGACCUGGCUGGUUCCGACGCCAAUGCGAUGACCAUUCAGCCCUGGAGCCCUUUGGUCCUUCGGGCCCUCCACCUUUUGGAAGACGCACUUAAAAGAGUGGAGGGAAGGAGUUCGGGCAGACCUCUUAGGGUCAUAAACUCGGGGGCUCAGAGCCCCUGGUGGCCUGUGAGUCCACCGUGAUCUGGCCUCCAGCUUCGCUCCUCGACGUAUUUUACAGCACGGACACCCCGGGCAGGGGAUUUUUCUAUCGAAUCGGUAGGCAAAGAAUUCUUGGCCCUCACUCCUGCCUGCCACGGUCAGAUUACGUUUCACAGACUGGAGCCAGCUGGGAGACGCCCUCUCGGAGGCUGAAGCUGGGCAGGUCUCCAAAGGUGCAGCAGCCACAACAAUCCCGCAGUUCAAAGUUAAGCAGCAGUUGCACAACGUCUAGCAACUCUCCUAGGCGGCUACUAACGAGCUGAAAGCCAGGAACAUCUGAGGAGGUGAAGAGGAAGCUUCCAGUUCUCCUCCCUUCACCCUAGAAAGCCAGACAUCCCCACCACCCACUCCCAGAUAACUCUGAGACACGGUCCUGGCUGUUCGCUUGCCCGGCGGACCAUGGCUCCCUUUGGAAGAAACUUGCUGAAGACUCGGCAUAAAAACAGAUCUCCAACUAAAGACAUGGAUUCAGAAGAGAAGGAAAUUGUGGUUUGGGUUUGCCAAGAAGAGAAGAUUGUCUGUGGGCUAACCAAACGCACCACCUCUGCUGACGUCAUCCAGGCUUUGCUCGAGGAACACGAGACCACGUUUGGAGAGAAACGAUUUCUUCUGGGGAAGCCCAGUGAUUACUGCAUCAUAGAAAAGUGGAGAGGCUCUGAGCGGGUUCUUCCUCCACUAACUAGAAUCCUGAAGCUUUGGAAAGCAUGGGGAGAUGAGCAGCCUAAUAUGCAGUUUGUUUUGGUGAAAACAGAUGCUUUUCUGCCAGUUCCCUUGUGGCGGACAGCUGAAGCUAAAUUAGUGCAAAACACAGAAAAGCCUUGGGAGCUCAGCCCAGCAAAUUACAUGAAGACGUUGCCACCAGAUAAGCAAAAAAGGAUCGUUAGAAAAACUUUUCGGAAACUGGCUAAAAUUAAGCAGGACACAGUUUCCCAUGAUCGAGAUAGUAUGGAGACAUUAGUUCAUCUGAUUAUUUCCCAGGAUCAUACAAUUCAUCAGCAGGUCAAGAGGAUGAGAGAGCUGGAUCUGGAAAUUGAAAAGUGUGAAGCUAAGUUCCACCGUGACCGGGUAGAAAAUGAUGGAGAAAAUUAUGUCCAGGAUGCAUAUUUAAUGCCCAGCUUCAGUGAAGCUGAGCAAAAGCUAGACCUGCAGUAUGAUGAAAACCAGAUUCUGGAAGACCUGAGUGAAAGUGAUGGAAUGGUACAGCUGGAGGAACGACUGACCUAUUACAGGAAGCUCAUUGAUAAGCUCUCCGCCGAAAUAGAAGAAGAGGUGAGAAGUGUUUGCACUGACAUAAAUGAAGAUGCAGAAGGGGCGGCUGCAGGUGAACUUGAAGGCCCUAAUUUAGAAAGCGUUAAGUGUGAUUUGGAGAACAGCAUGAAAGCUGGUUUGAAAAUCCACUCUCACUUGAGUGGCGUCCAGAAAGAGAUUAGAUACAGUGACUCACUGCUUCAGAUGAAAGCUAAGGAAUAUGAGCUCCUGGCCAAGGAGUUCAGCUCACUUCAUAUUAGCAAGAAAGAUGAGUGCCAGCUAAAGGAGAACCAAGGGAAGGAAUCUGAGGUCCCCACCAGCAGUGGGGAGGCUUCUCCUUUUACUCAACGAUUAUUUAACAUGUAUACAAAUGACACAGACUCGGACACUGGUAUCAGCUCUAACCACAGUCAGGACUCAGAAACAGCUGUAGGAGAUGUGGUGCUGUUGUCAACAUAAUUUGAAAGGCUUCUUUCUGACCUACUUUAAUGUCGUUCGUGUUUGUUUAAUUUAAUAGGAAACUUUAUUUUAAAUAUACUCGGAAAAAAAUGUAAAGCAUAUUAAAGUAUUCAGUAGUUAAUAAAAACUAGAGAAAUUUGUAAGUUUCGUUUUGAGUUAAGACUUCCAACGUGACCUAAUUAUUACAAGUUCAAACAAUGAACUGUUUAUUAGGAGUUCAGCACAAAUAACUUGCAGGUGCACAACAGAGAAAUAGUUUGAUGGGAAUUAUAAUCGCCCAUAGCUUCUAUGAGAAAUGAUUUGUGCAAACUUCAAGCUAAUUCUUAAUAUUAGACAAUUGAUAUAUUGAAACUCUACACAUGAACAAAUAAAAUGUGCUGUAAUAUAUUUUUCACUGUAUCAUUGGAAUUUUACAAUCUGUAAAGUACACGACAGCUACUAUAUUGUAACUGUUAUUAAUUCUGAUCUUGGUUCUUUUCAUUGAUACUUAGAAUGUAUACCAUCUCUGUUACUUCCGGAACUCCUCUACCUGUUUAGGCCUAGGUGACAGGAGGUAGGAAAGGUUGCUCCUGGGACCUGCACAAGUGGAUCAGACAGGGUUACAGAUGAAGAAGGGGGUGCAGCAUGAAACAGCAACUUUUCUAACGAAGCCUAAAAUUAUUUAGAGAUAUGCAUGUGUUUUCUCUAUCUGCCAUUCGAAGCUUUGGAUCAAACCAGCAGUCUGUGCAGGUUCAUUCUUUGAGUGAGAUGAUAGUGUGGGUUACAGAGAAAAAUCACUGGGUCAUCGUCCUGUGUAAUUAUGCCCUAUUCACAAAAGUUGAAGGGAUGCAACUUGGGGUCCUUUGUGUGGGUAUAAAAUAGAGUUCGACCUGCCAUAAGUAUGAGCAUUUUGUCUCUGAACAAAUGGAGAACUAAUAUGGUCAAAACGCUUUUGUUCUGCUAUGCUGUAAUUUAGAUUGUCUUUGUAGUACUUUGUUUAAGAUGCAAACUGAAAUAAAAAAGUGCUGGCUCGACCUGCUACCCAACCUUAGAGCAUGAUAGUAAAUAUCCAACAAAUUGAACAGAUUAUUUAGAUCCCAUCUGAACUGACAGUCAUUACAGUGCCAGAUGGGGCUCGGUUUCAAUUCUGUUGUUUUUAGGAAGUUUCUGUCUCCCUCCUUCUCUUUCUUCUCUCCUUUCCCUUCUUUGCUUCUUGCCAGUGAACUCAUGGUAUAAUCAUACUGAAAACAAUUUAAUUGUUGUAUUCUACUGUUAAAUGAAUACACUUGCCGUUUAUUUUUUUCUUUAGCUGACACAUUUCCUAUAUGUCAGUGCACAUGUAAGUAGAAAUAUUAUUUUACUUAGUUUUCACAUGUGGAUAUCAGUUAAGAUUCCCAGUAUUUCUCAUUUCUUCCCUUUUACUCUUAUGUUUACAGUAGUGCGUGUUUUAACUCAGUUUCUUAAUCUGUUUUUAAAUUUCUCCAUUCCCCCAGACUUUUCAUCAGUCUUUGGGAAGAUAUUUAGAAUUGUCUAAAUACUUCACUUUUGGGAAGCAUCUAAUGUUGCCAUUUUUCAUAUCAAGAUAUUGCUGAAGGCCUUAUUUGAAGUUGGAAGUUAAAAAAAGUAGGAAUUUCUAUUCCAGGGAAAGUACAGUGAUAGUAAACAAUAAUGCUAUGAUGGGUUUAGUUAAAAAGAAAUAAAAGGGCAAUUGAAUAAUCGCCUGAGAAAGGGAAGUUUAUUUGCCUAAUAUCCCAUUAAAUCACUCAGCAAUAUGGUAAGCAAUUGACAUAUUUAUUGUUCACUGCUGGGGAUUAAAUUCAGAAAAUCAUCAUCAAUGAUAAGCCAUUUGUGAUGUUUUUCUAAAAUGAAUGUAAUCUCUUUGGAUUACUCUUUAGUGACAAAAUAAUGAAAAGAACAUUGUUAUCUGCUAUGUAAAUUGAUCAAUUAUCCGAAUUCAAAAGAAGUUCUGAUAAGAACCAGAACUAGACAGAUCAUUUCACUUUAAAAACUGAAUUAAUGUGUGCUUUUAUGUAGUUAAGCACAGUGAUGCAUUCUAAGGGCCAAUUCUCCUAUAUUUUUACAGUAAAUGAUGUUAAAAACUCUUGUCAGAAAGAUGAUUGAGUUUGAAAUUCACAUUAGGAUUUCUGUGUGUUCUCUACUUAUCCAAAUGUAUUUGUGCUUUUGAUUCAUUGCAAUGUCAAAUCAAAAGUUAACCAUGAUGAAUCUCUAAUUUAGAGUAAUAUAUUAAUACCAAUAAAAAUACUAAAAUAUGAUGCCCUCAUCUCUGAAUACUGAGCUAUUCUUUAAUCAAAUUGUGAGAAUUUAUAUUAUAAAUUCAAAACUUAAUGUUUUAAUUACUUGUAGAAGCUUUAUAAUAAAAUGUUUAUAAAUUGAGUAACCUUACAGGUUAACUAUGAAAUUGCUCUAUGCAGCUAGAAAGUAGCAAGCCACACACAGGUGGCUUUUCUUUCUUCCUGUAACAAGACUUUGAUUUUUCACAGACUGUGUCUUGUUCAUCCUCCCACGUGAAAUGUCUGUUUUUCCCUUGAUCUGCUGUAACCUGAAAUCCCACCCCUUUCAGGCUUUUUAACACAUUACGUCUUUCUAUGAAGCAUGUAUCGUUCGAGUCAAUGAGUUGUAAUGUCUUAUCUCUGAACCCACAAAUAUUUUAGGUGUAUUUCUCAGAGAGGAGGAUUUAUAUUCUGGCUUAGCUUAUUUUAUUUACAUGCUUAUCUAAAUCCCCUCCCUCAAUGUCUUAUUACUUUGGCUUCUAUCUUGUUAACCUUACUCCCUCCAAUCACCCUCUUUGCCCCUACUCAAUUUUUGAAUUGAAUUGCCAAAUUUUAGAAGAUUGUAAUCUUUUAAAAAAAUGAUUUUCAAACACGGUAAAUGAUGCUUGUGGAUUUUAUACAUAAAUAUGCACUUUCGCAGACUUAAAAUAUUAAUAGCAACUCUACUUAUAAAUUCUUUGGGGGAAGCACUAAAUCUUCCUGUUAUUAUGAAAAAAAUUUAAUGUGGUUUCAAUUUUCUAUUUUAUUUUUAAUUCAUAGAGUCACUGAUUUAAGGCAAUGGAAACAUUGUACCUUUUGAAGCCCCUCAAUGGCUAAAUUAUGGUAUUUUCCUCUGCAUCCCUUGCAUGUUAGAGAAAAAAUCGGUUUCUAAAGUUGGAUUUUAAGUGGUAGACACACAAAAUACUUCGGAAUAUCCUAAAUCAAAUCUUUAUUUUACCUUCUCUUUUUAAUUAAAAAUAUAAAUAAAUGGCCUCCAUUAGUGUGUAGAAGCUAUUCUAAUCCAUUAAAAUUUUAUUUUUCUAUUUAUUUAAACAUCUACUGAACAGGACAAAAUAUAUUUCUGUAGCUACAUUUUAUAAUUUUUCAAAGCAGGAUUAUUGUUUUAUUUAAAAUGUAUUUUUCUAGUGACAAAAGGAAUACCUUUUAAUCUGGUCUAGAUUUCUUUGAAACAUUAGGCUAUUUCUUUUCAUGCUACCUGAUUGGUUUCAUAACCUGAUGUGACAAACAUAAAGUAGGUCUAAUUUCUUCAAGUGUAACUAAUCCAGAAUAAUAAAAGGAAUAGUGGUGUA
Messenger RNA from Vicugna pacos (alpaca), 5684 nucleotides. RefSeq names its product Ras association domain family member 9 (gene RASSF9). Gene Ontology annotation, cellular component: recycling endosome; cytosol; trans-Golgi network transport vesicle membrane. NCBI's taxonomy places the organism in Eukaryota, Metazoa, Chordata, Mammalia, Artiodactyla, Camelidae. Gene Ontology annotation, biological process: intracellular transport; signal transduction. The record is from RefSeq and is a predicted model, not a curated record.